CCCUAGGGCUCCUAGCCCUGCCACGUUCGGAGAGUCCGGUUUCGGGCGGGGCCGGCUAGGUACUGCGGGGCUCGGGGCUGUUUACAGCGGUUCUACAAACUGCAGUGCAGACAUGGCGACCCAGAAGGACCAGCAGAAGGAUGCGGAGGUGGAAGGGCUGAGCGCUACGACCCUGCUGCCCAAGCUGAUUCCCUCUGGAGCAGGCCGAGAGUGGCUGGAGCGGCGCCGCGCGACCAUCCGGCCUUGGGGCACCUUCGUGGACCAGCAGCGUUUCUCGCGACCCCGCAACCUGGGCGAGCUUUGCCAGCGCCUAGCACGCAAUGUGGAGUAUUACCAAAGCAACUACGUGUUCGUGUUUCUGGGCCUCAUCCUUUACUGUGUGGUGACAUCCCCCAUGCUGCUGGUGGCUCUGGCUGUCUUCUUUGGAGCUUGUUACAUUCUCUAUCUGCGCACGCUGCAGUCUAAGCUUGUGCUUUUUGGCCGAGAGGUGAGCCCAGCGCAUCAGUAUGCCCUGGCUGGCGGCGUCUCUUUCCCCUUCUUCUGGCUGGCAGGUGCUGGCUCCGCUGUCUUCUGGGUCCUGGGAGCCACCCUCGUGGUCAUCGGCUCCCAUGCCGCCUUCCACCAGAUAGAGCCUACGGAUGGAGAGGAGCUACAGAUGGAGCCUGUGUGAGCUGUCAGGACCUGCCUGCCUCACCCGUGCCCCUCUGUCUGCUGUUUUCCUGCCUGACCUUGCCCUCAGUCUGCUCAGCUAGAGCCUCCACCUCAAGCCCCUCGCCCAGGGAGAGGCUUUGUAUUCGGAAAUAAAGCUGUUAUA
Molecule: messenger RNA, 814 nt
Organism: Chionomys nivalis (European snow vole)
Lineage: Eukaryota; Metazoa; Chordata; Mammalia; Rodentia; Cricetidae
Gene: Rabac1
Product: Rab acceptor 1
Exons: 5
Coding region: 113-670 (185 amino acids)
Cellular component (GO): Golgi apparatus
Source: RefSeq, a predicted model, not a curated record